ACAAAGAUGUGACUAGCUACUGAGACUAAUCAAGCAUUUUACAAACUUUCUUCUAAUGCCUCUGAGACUCCAGAAUCUAAAAAAGAAGGUUCUGGAUAUCUAUAAGUAGACAACACACCUUCCUUUUCCACAGGAUAAUUAAAAAUGUCCUUAAGCAAUAUCUCAAAUUGCAGUGUCUACAGACAAAUGGAACCAUUUACCUAUUUUUACUAUUUAAUUUUCCUCAUUGGAUUUAUUGGGAGUUGUUUUGCCCUAUGGGCGUUCACUCAAAAGGAUCAGAAACAAAAAUGUAUGAGCAUCUACCUAAUUAACCUCCUAACAGCUGACUUCCUGUUGACUAUGGCAUUGCCAGUAAAAAUAAUUGUUGACUUAGGUAUUGCCCCCUGGAAACUGAAGAUAUUCCACUGUCAAGUCACAGCUUGCCUCAUCUAUAUUAACAUGUAUUUAUCAAUCAUAUUUUUGGGACUGGUAAGCAUGGACCGCUGCCUUCAGUUAAUGCACAGUACUAAGAUCUAUCGAAUCCAAGAACCUGGAUUUGCCAAGAUGUUAUCUGCAGUGGUAUGGAUAAUGGUUCUCCUUAUAAUGGUACCUAACAUGGUGAUUCCAAUCAAAGAAAUAGAACAAAAGCCUACUGUGGGGUGUAUUGAUUUCAAAACAACAUUUGGAAAAGAUUGGCAUGUGUUUACUAAUUUCAUAUGUACAGCAAUAUUCCUGAAUUUUUCAGCCAUGAUACUUAUUUCCAAUUUUCUUGUUGUUAGACAACUUUACCGACACAAAUACAGUGAGAGUUAUGCAAAUGUAAAGAAAGCUCAGGUAAAUAUACUGUUAGUAACGGCAGGCUACAUCAUGUGUUUCGUUCCUUACCACAUUGUUCGGAUCCCCUAUACUUUGAGCCAGAGCGAUGCUAUAACCGAUUGCCUUCUGAAACAAUCCCUCUUUAAAGCAAAGGAAUCCACUCUGCUGUUGGCAGUGUUAAAUCUCUGUUUUGAUCCUGUUUUGUAUUUUUAUCUUUCCAAGACAUUUAGACUGAAAAUUACUGAGACUUUUACAGCACAUAAAGAAACAAAGACUCUCACGGGAGAAGUAGUACACUGAGAAGAGGCACAUUACAAAAGUACUGUAGUAUUUCAGCCUAGACUACCAACGCUGUGUGUGCUUAUGUAUAUACAACUGCUGUGCGUUUGCUGAACAUGACUAACAGUGUCAAUAAAAUUACUGUCAAACCCUAACCCUUCACAGAAGGAAAGCUUAAUGAUGGAUCUGGAUCACUAUUAUUUUACAGCUUCAUACACUGAUUUGGAAUAUUAUACAGUUCUGUCUAUCAGAAGACCUGGUACUAGUUACAGGAAUAUUUUAACACAUUGCUUAAUUAAGAGCAUAUGAAGUCAUACUAAAGACCUACCCAAAAAAUACCUAUGAAGCAUGAUCCAAACUUGUUUUGUAAUGCAAUUUAUCAAAAAAGAUCCAAACCUAUUUAAUAAACAUUUAUGGAUUAAGGUUA
Gopherus flavomarginatus (Mexican gopher tortoise) is the source of this 1501-nucleotide messenger RNA. RefSeq names its product G protein-coupled receptor 171 (gene GPR171). The record is from RefSeq and is a predicted model, not a curated record. Gene Ontology annotation, biological process: G protein-coupled receptor signaling pathway. The transcript has 2 exons. The coding region runs from base 145 to 1095 and encodes 316 amino acids. Lineage: Eukaryota; Metazoa; Chordata; Testudines; Testudinidae. Gene Ontology annotation, cellular component: membrane. Gene Ontology annotation, molecular function: G protein-coupled purinergic nucleotide receptor activity.